UGAAAAUUAUCACCCCUGUAUCCGGACACAGAACAUCUGGACAGCACAUCCCAGAGAGCCUUUAAGACGGAGGAAGCGUUGAGAGGUUCCACAGAGUUUCACUUCAGGAUGAGCUCAGCACAUGUUCUGAAGGCUCUGUGCCUGCUGAUGCUUUUCUCCACGGUCAGUUCUCAGCAGGGCUACAUGUAUGAAACCGAUGAGGAUUGGGUGAAUACCUGGCGCCAGGGCUUCAACUUUCAGUGUCCCCAUGGUGAGGCAUUAGUGGCAAUCAAGAGUUACUUCAGUGAGAAAGAAGGCUCGGACCGCCUGUGGAACUUUGAGUGCCAGAGAACUCCCUACAACUGGGGAGAGCCUAGCGAAUGCUGGUGGGACGAUAUCAACAGAGCCGGGAUGGAAUGGUCCUCAGUUUGCACUAACAAUGGGCUGGUUGCUGGCAUUCAAAGUCAGUACUUUGAAGCGGUUCUGGAUCGAGAAUGGCAGUUCUACUGCUGUCGAUAUGCCCGCAGAUGCCCGUAUUCCUGCUGGAAGACGACUGAUGUUCCAGAGUACCACAGAGAAGAGGGAGAGAUGGUAAUUCCCAGUUACGGCUACUUCAUAAGGGGGGCCCAAACUACUUUCAGUGGUGUACUGAGGGAUCGGCAGUGGAAGUACAUCUUGUGCCGAAUGACAGACUUUGAUUGUCAAUUUGAAAACUUCUAGACUGCAUUCAUCACUUAAUGUCCUUAUCGACACAUCUAUGCUAAAUGAGCACAUGCACGUCACCACAAGAGCAUUUAAUAUAGCACUCACAGAAAACAUAUAUGACAUUCUCCAUUUUUUUAUUAGCUUAACAGUUUAAAAAUUAUUGUUUUACUCUGUCUGUAAGUGAGCAUGGACUGCCAUUUUCUCAUAUUUUGCAGUUAUUUCUAUGUUUACAAAUAAUUUGUAAUCAUUUUAAAAUAUAAAAUAUCCAGCAAAAAGGAACAAAAACAUUUUUAUAUUGUUGUGUUUUAUGAAUAAGCUGCACAUACAUUUAUGCAACCAUGUAAUAAAAA
Rhinichthys klamathensis goyatoka is the source of this 1034-nucleotide messenger RNA. RefSeq names its product dermatopontin (gene dpt). The record is from RefSeq and is a predicted model, not a curated record. Gene Ontology annotation, molecular function: extracellular matrix structural constituent. The transcript is spliced from 4 exons. Gene Ontology annotation, biological process: collagen fibril organization. Lineage: Eukaryota; Metazoa; Chordata; Actinopteri; Cypriniformes; Leuciscidae. Gene Ontology annotation, cellular component: extracellular matrix. Bases 109 to 699 code for a protein of 196 amino acids.